CCUACAUGGUAUUAUUGAUCGAAAACACGGAUAUGUAAGGUACCGGCCUACCCUGUCUUGCUUAGCUAGGUAAUUCGAGUCGAACUGAGCAGACACCUACCUACCUAGGUUUCGGGUCAACUAGGUACCGUACCCAACUUCCCAGGUAGGUAGGUUUCUGUGGCAAGAUGAACUUUGACAAGCUUACAGGGGAGUACAUCAACCCAUCAUCGCACGUGUGCAUGGAUAGCUGCAAUUAUGCUGGUUCCGCCGGCUUUCGGAAACACUUGGCAAAUACCAUUAAUUAAUUAUACUCGCAUAAGCAGCUUCCGCAUCUAGAAAAAGUAAUCUACUGCUCAGAUGGGGUCGGCACCAAGAACAGACCACAACAGCAAACCCAUCGCGCGAGGAUUCCAAUGCUCAUGCGACCGAUCUGACAUUGGAAGAAGGAUACAGGCCACCAGAAAUGUGUGUAUCCUCCCUCUGUCUUAUUCGGGGCCCAUUUAUCGUACGGCUUUACAGACCUCUCAUAUUUGCCCUACGGAUUCUUCGGUCAUUCUCGCCGCCUUCGACUCAGUUGCCAUUGAACCCCAAGGUCCCCCGCCCCCUCUCCGGGCCGAGUGGCAUGUACAAUUUUCCACACUUGCUACCCGGAGCGGAGAUUAAUUUUGCGAUGUGAUACCUACCUACCUACAUCAGAAUGAGGCGCGCGCGUCAAGGUGUGCGUGCCCUGAUGACCUUUGCCCAUUCCGUGCCACCAUGCUCAUCGGACCACCUACCAACGUCUUUCCACCUACCAGCGCUCGCCGUUCUCGGCCUGGUACAUCCACAAGCGGCGACCACAGUUGGUGCCACCCUGCCUGCUUGGUACGUUGCAUUGGCCCCCGAAAGGAUACCACCUCCGAGUUUCCCGGGCCAGAACCCCGGAGACGGUUUACUUGCUAGGGGCAGCAAGCGUUUCUUUAUAGAGGCGGCCCAUGCCUCCCUGAACAUCCAAAGCACCUUUCUUGCUACAGAAACCAGCCUACGAAGCCCAUUUUUUCUCGGAUCUUACCCAAGACCCUUGAGGUCUUGACGAGCUGAAGUCGCCAUGAGGACUCUUGCGCCCUUCAUUGCCAUACUCCUGGUCGCCGUGACCUAUCUGCAACCCUCCCUGGCACAGGGUCCGUUGCCGAAGGUGUACACUGACCCUGAGACGGGCAUUGUGUUCAAUACCUGGAGUGCAACUGAUGGACCAAUUCAGGGCGAGGGCUAUGGAUCUGUAAGCUUGGGUGGCUUCACCUUUGGCAUGGCGUUGCCAUCCGAUGCGCUCACCGUCGAUGCAAACGAAUUCAUCGGGUAUCUCGAAUGCUCUACCCCGACUACCCCUGGUGAAGGAUGGUGCGGUGUCUCGAUGGGCGGUUCCAUGACCAGGGCGCUACUGCUUGUUGCCUGGCCUCACGAGGAUGAGGUUCUCACAUCAUUCCGCUAUGCUACAGGCUUCGUCGUCCCUGAGCUGUACACGGGCGACGCAAAGCUCACACAGAUCACGUCCUCGAUGAACUCGACACACUACAAGCUCAUUUUCCGCUGCCAAAACUGCUUGAAGUGGAGUCACGAUGGCUUGGACGGUGGCCAGUCAACCAGCAGCUCCUUCCUCAUGCUGGGGUGGGGACAAGCCAGGACGCCUGUAGGAAAUCCAGAGUGCCCGGACCGGGUCGUCAUUCAGCAGCAUGACAACGGAAUGAACCUUUUCCCCGCCCCGCUUGACGGUUCCAUCGCAAACCCAUCUUACGCUAGCUGGGCGGCCACAGCCACCAAGACGGUUACGGGUGAUUGCGGUGGGUCGACAGAGCCUCCUGUACCUGAAGUGACGGGUGUCCCGGUUCCGUCUGAAACUUACGACUACGUGGUUGUCGGGGCCGGGGCCGGAGGUAUCCCCAUCGCGGACAAGCUGAGCGAGGCUGGCAAGUCCGUCCUGCUCAUCGAAAAGGGGCCUCCUUCAACAGGACGCUGGGGCGGCAAUCUGAAGCCCUCGUGGCUCGAAGGUACUGGUCUGACACGCUUCGACGUGCCUGGCUUGUGCAACCAGAUUUGGGUCGACUCCAACGGCAUCGCUUGUGACGAUACUGAUCAGAUGGCGGGCUGUGUGCUUGGUGGCGGUACAGCUGUCAACGCUGGUCUGUGGUGGAAGCCGUACACUCCCGACUGGGACCAGGUCUUCCCCACAGGGUGGAAGGCAUCCGACAUGGCUGGUGCCACAAGCCGCGUCUUCAACAGGAUUCCCGGCACUGAGACCCCAUCUCAGGACGGAAAGCGCUACCUCACUGAGGGUCUGAACACCAUUAUGGGCGGUCUCAAGGCAGCUGGCUGGGCUGAGGUCAGUUCCCUCAGAGAGCCUGACCGCAAGAACCGUACGGUCAUGCCGGGCCCGUUCAUGUUUGCCAAUGGUGAGCGAGGAGGGCCGCUGGCAACCUACCUCGACACGGCCAGCAAGCGGUCCAACUUCAAACUGUGGACGAACACAGCUGUGAAGCGUGUCGUCCGUGAAGGUGGACACGUCACUGGGCUUGAGGUUGAGCCAUUCCGUAACGGUGGCUAUGUCGGCACUGUCAAGCUGACGCCUGGAACCGGCCGCGUAAUUAUCUCUGCGGGAACUUUUGGCUCUGCAAAGCUCCUGAUGCGCAGUGGCAUCGGCAGGAAAGAUCAACUUGAGAUCGUGAAGGGUUCCCGCGACGGGCCUACCAUGGUCGACGAAGCCUCUUGGAUUCCCCUGCCCGUCGGUGACAAUUUGGUGGACCACGUCAACACUGACACUGUUGUUUCCCACCCUGACGUUGUGUUUUACGACUUUUAUGAGGCCUGGACUUCACCAAACCCCGCAGACAAGGACGCAUAUCUCAGCAAGCGAUCUGGCAUCCUCGCGCAAGCUGCUCCCAACAUCGGACCAUUGUUCUUUGAUCAGAUCAAGGGGGCCGAUGGCAAAACUAGGCAUAUCCAGUGGACUGCGAGAGUUGAAGGCAGCCUUGGCGCUUCUAACGGCAAGACUAUGACCAUGAGCCAAUACCUUGGUACAGGAUCAACAUCGCGCGGUCAGAUGAGCAUAACGAGCGGCCUCUCUACCGUCGUGUCGACGCACCCGUACCUCCAUACGGAGGGGGACAAAGCUGCCGUCGUCCAGGGCAUCGUCAACGUUCAGAAUGCCCUCAAAGGCGUAACAGGUCUUAAGUUCGAGUUCCCCAACGCGACCACCACUGCCGCGGACUACGUCGCUAGUAUGACCGUUUCUCCGUCGAACCGACGUGCGAACCAUUGGAUGGGCACAGCCAAGCUGGGCACCGACGAUGGCCGUCAAGGCGGCGGAACCGCAGUUGUAGACACUAACACUCGCGUCUACGGCACCGACAAUUUAUUUGUUGUCGAUGCGAGCAUCUUCCCCGGUAUGGUGACGACGAACCCAUCCGCCUACAUUGUCGUUGCGUCGGAGCGAGCAGCCGAGCGUAUCUUGGCGCUUGCGCCGUCGACGCCAAUGCCUAGGUAUAGCCAGUGUGGAGGACGAGCGCACAACGGCAGCUUCCAGUGUGCCGCGCCAUACACGUGCCAGGUGCAGAACGAAUACUACUCUCAGUGCCUCUGAGGUUGGAUCACUGGACUUAGGUUAGUAUGAGCAGACACGGAGUAUAUAUGUGACGGUUGUUAUAAUAGUUCAAUAUUAUAAGUGAAAAUAAAUAUCUUCAGCAAAUAUG
Molecule: messenger RNA, 3704 nt
Organism: Pyricularia grisea
Lineage: Eukaryota; Fungi; Ascomycota; Sordariomycetes; Magnaporthales; Pyriculariaceae
Exons: 11
Coding region: 1070-3595 (841 amino acids)
Biological process (GO): carbohydrate metabolic process
Cellular component (GO): extracellular region
Molecular function (GO): flavin adenine dinucleotide binding; cellulose binding; oxidoreductase activity, acting on CH-OH group of donors
Source: RefSeq, a predicted model, not a curated record